This is a messenger RNA of Andrographis paniculata, 547 nucleotides long. Its product is annotated as protein EARLY FLOWERING 4. The record is from RefSeq and is a predicted model, not a curated record. Bases 1 to 375 code for a protein of 124 amino acids. Lineage: Eukaryota; Viridiplantae; Streptophyta; Magnoliopsida; Lamiales; Acanthaceae. The transcript has a single exon. Gene Ontology annotation, biological process: entrainment of circadian clock; positive regulation of circadian rhythm. Gene Ontology annotation, cellular component: nucleus.
AUGGACGACACCAACUCCAGCCGCCGCCGACGCAACCGCAGCUCCUCCAAAACCACUUCUCUCCACGAAACCGAUGGUCGCGAGCCGAGCUUCCAGGACGGCGGAGAUCCGGCGGUUUGGGCGACCUUCAGCGAGAACUUCCACCAGGUUCAGUCGGUGCUCGACCGCAAUCGCCUCCUGAUCCAGCAAGUCAAUGAGAAUCACCAGUCCAAAAUCCACGACAACAUGGUGAAAAACGUGGAGCUGAUUCAGGAAAUUAACGGCAACAUUACCAAAGUCGUCUCUCUCUACUCCAAUCUAUCCUCCGAUUUCAUGACCGCCGUCAACCACCGGAGCGCCGCCAAGAGCAACUCCGAGUCUGAGGAGAAACAGUGACCGCCGACCACCAAGUUCGUCCCUUCUAUUCCUUCAAUUCUCUGUUAUCUAUCACGCACUUCACGAGCUCACACACACACAUACAUAUAUAUAUAGAUAGAUACACAGAUGUAUGUAUAAUUUUACAUAUACUUGCAGUAUUUGGAAUACAACAAUGGUGGCUGUGGCAACA